Molecule: messenger RNA, 264 nt
Organism: Penicillium chermesinum
Lineage: Eukaryota; Fungi; Ascomycota; Eurotiomycetes; Eurotiales; Aspergillaceae
Exons: 1
Coding region: 1-264 (87 amino acids)
Source: RefSeq, a predicted model, not a curated record
AUGAUGAUAUUGAUGACGAUCCCAGUCUUCUCGCCGGGCGCGCGUCACCUACUGACUCACUUGACAAGCAGACGAAAGAGCACCGACCCACCGUCCCAAAGAGGAAAAGUAAUUGACACUGAGAUCGUCAGUGCAGGGGCGUUUCAGGGCCCGGCGUUGCCUCGUGCUGGAUCCCGCGAUCGAACCUCCUUGCAGGUCCCUACAGGGCCCUCUCCUUUGUUGUUUCACUGGGAGCAGUGGGAUCCUAGGGGGAGGGAGGGAUAG